CUCCCCAGGGCCAGCUUCGGCGCGUCGAGUCCGAAGUGGGAGCCCGACGCCAGGGCGGCUCUCACUCUGGGCGGGCGCCGCACAAGCGCCCCAUUAAAGCGCCGCCAGUUGGCCCACCGCAGGGAGACGCGUCCGGCUGUCCGGCCCCGCUUCCUCCCGCCUCGCAUCCGUGGCACCCGGCCGAGCGUGUGUGGAUGGUGCGGCGUGGAGGCUCAAACUCGAGCAAACAAAUAAGUUCAGGGAACGCCCCCCUCUCUCCGAUGUAAACUCGGGGCUCCAGACAUAACCAUUCCCCCUUCCCAGAAAAGCCCCGGGAAAGGCGGUAGGCAGAGGAUCAGCAUAGGAGAGCAGGGGGCUGGAGCUGGGGCUCGGGGGCCACGGUCCCACCCCCUCAUGCACGGUCGCCGGCUAGGGGAAGGGCCCCGUCCCCCUCCCCGUGGAGGGCGGGGGCGCAUCUCUGGGCGCGAGCGAGUUAAGCCCAGUGGCCUCAAUGCUCCACGUGGGAGCUGGCUCGGCUGCCGGCUGCGGUCAGGGCCACCGUAUAAAGAGGGCGGCAGACCCGAGCGCCCAGGACUCGCCGCUGCCCGUGCCCCGCCGCCGCUGCUGCCCCCAGCCCCGGCCCCAGGCGUCCCAGCCAUGGUCCGCCCAAUGCUCUUGCUCGGCCUCGGCCUCCUGGCUGGUGUGCUGCCGGCGCUGGCCGCCUGCCCCCAGAACUGCCACUGCCACGGCGACCUGCAGCACGUCAUCUGCGACAAGGUGGGGCUGCAGAAGAUCCCCAAGGUGUCAGAGAAGACCAAGCUGCUCAACCUACAGCGCAACAACUUCCCGGUGCUGGCUGCCAAUUCGUUUCGAGCCAUGCCGAACCUCGUGUCGUUGCACCUGCAGCACUGCCAGAUCCGCGAGGUGGCCGCCGGUGCCUUCCGCGGCCUCAAGCAGCUUAUCUACCUGUACCUGUCCCAUAGCGACAUCCGCGUGCUGCGCGGAGGCGCCUUCGACGACCUGACCAAGCUGACCUACCUCUACCUGGACCACAACAAGGUCACUGAGCUGCCCUGGGGGUUGCUGUCCCCGCUGGUCAACCUCUCCAUCUUGCAGCUCAACAACGACAAGAUCCGUGAGCUGCGCGCAGGUGCCUUCCAGGGAGCCAAGGACCUGCGCUGGCUGUAUCUGUCGGAAAACGCGCUGAGCUCCCUGCAGCCCGGCGUCCUGGACGACGUGGAGAACCUCGCCAAAUUCCACGUGGACAGGAACCAGCUGUCCAGCUACCCCUCGGCUGCCCUGAGCAAGCUACGGAUGGUGGAGGAGCUGAAGCUGUCCCACAACCCCCUGAAAAGCAUCCCGGACAAUGCCUUCCAGUCCUUUGGCAGAUACCUGGAGACCCUCUGGCUGGACAACACCAACCUGGAGAAGGUUGAGACUGAGCUAAAGUUAAUCUGUGGUGACGUUCUGGAUGCAUUGGACAAACAUCUAAUUCCAGCAGCUACCACUGGCAAAAGAUCUUUAAGGAGAGGGCCUUGCCAGACAUCGAGAACUACAUGUUUGAGACUCAUGAUCAACUGCGGCAGGCGGCCACCGAGUGCAUGUGCAACAUGGUUCUCCACAAGGAGGCUGGGCAGAUUGGGGACUCGCGCCGCUACUGCUGCCGCCCCCGGGGCGCGAAUCCGCCGCCCGCCGCCCGGGCACCCGGCGAGGGGCGGGGGCAGCUCCGAACCGGCCCCGGAUCCUUCCCGCUCUCGCCUCACGCUUCCCAGAAAGCUUGUCCCUCUCCGCCGAGCUGCUCCGGGAGCCCCGCCGCGCCGAGGGUAUCUCCCAGAGCCCCAGCUGGUGUGGCCAGGCCCCAGGAGUAGGAUGGGGCUCCCCCUACGAGGGCCGGUGGCAGCCAGAACUGAUACAUCCCACCUGGUCUGGGGCCAGGACGCCAGGGCAGGAGUGUCUGGAGCCAUGGCUGGUGCCUCGGUGAAAGUGGCAGUGAGAGAUCGGCCCUUGAACGCCCGCGAGACCAGCCAGGAUGCCAAGUGUGUGGUCAGCAUGCAGGGCAACACCACCUCCAUCAUCAACCCUGAACAGAGCAAGGAUUCCCCCAAAAGCUUCACCCUUGACUACUCCUACUGGUCACACACUUCGGCAGAGGACCCCCAGUUUGCAUCUCAGCAGCAAGUGUGUCGGGACAUUGGAGAAGAGAUGCUGCUCCACGCCUCUGAAGGCUACGAAGUGUGCGACUUUGCCUAAUGGCAGACCGGGGCUGGGAAAUCCUAUACCAUGAUGGGGCGGCAGGAGCCAGGGCAGCAGGGCAUCGUGCCCCAGCUCUGUGAGGACCUCUUCCCUCGCGUUAGUGAGAACCAGAGUGCUCAGCUAUCCUACUCUGUGGCGGUGAGCUAUAUGGAGAUCUGUUGUGAGCGGGUACGAGACCUCUUGAACAUCAUGAGUCGGGGUUCUCUGCAGGUCUGGGAGCACCCCAUCCUGGGCCCCUACGUGCAGGACGUGUCCAGAUUGGCUGUGACCUCCUACGCAGACAUUGCUGACCUCAUGGACUGUGGAAAUAAAGCACGGACUGUGGCUGCCACCAACAUGAAUGAGACCAGCAGCCGUUCCCAUGCCGUCUUUACCACCGUCUUCACACAGCACUGCCAUGACCAGCCCAUGGGGCUAGACUCGGAGAAGGUCAGUCAGAUCAGUUUGGUGGACCUUGCUGGGAGUGAGCGAGCCGACUCCUCGGGCCGGGGCAUGCGCCUGAAGGAGGGAGCCAACAUCAAUAAGUCCCUGACUACACUAGGGAAGGUGAUCUCGGCCCUUGCAGAUAUGCAAUCAAAGAAGCGGAAGUCGGAUUUUAUCCCCUACAGGGACUCUGUGCUCACCUGGCUGCUCAAGGAAAAUUUGGGUGGGUGGAAACUCACAGCAAUGAUGGCAGCCCUGAGCCCUGCUGACAUCGAUUACGAGGAGACUCUCAGCAUCCUCAGGUAUGCUGACUGCACCAAGCAGAUCCGCUGCAAUGCCAUCAUCAACGAGGACCCUAAUGCCCGGCUGAUUAGAGAGCUGCAGGAGGAAGUAGCCCGGCUGCGGGAACUGCUGAUGGCUCAGGGACUGUCAGCCUCUGCUCUGGAAAGUCGAGGCCUGAAGACGGAAGAAGGGAGUGUCAGAGGCGCCCUGCCAGCUGUGUCAUCUCCCCUGGCUCCAGUUUCACCCUCAUCACCCACCACACAUCAUGGGGAGCUGGAGCCGUCAUUCUCCCCCAACACGGAGCCCCAGAUUGGGCCUGAGGAAGCCAUGGAGAGGCUGCAGGAGACAGAGAAGAUUAUAGCUGAGCUGAACGAGAUGUGGGAGGAGAAGCUACGCAAGACAGAAGCCCUGAGAAUGGAGAGAGAAGCAUUGCUGGCUGAGAUGGGGGUGGCCGUCCGGGAGGAUGGGGGAACUGUGGGCGUCUUCUCUCCAAAGAAGACUCCCCACCUGGUGAACCUGAACGAAGACCCUCUGAUGUCUGAGUGUCUGCUCUACCACAUCAAAGAUGGCGUCACCAGGUACCUUUUGAGAGCUGACAUUAGGAUAGAAGCAUAGAGGCUGUGGCACUAGAAACAUUCUGGUGAGAAUCGUGGCUGCUUGUUGCACACGUAACCUAG
Molecule: messenger RNA, 3614 nt
Organism: Symphalangus syndactylus (siamang)
Lineage: Eukaryota; Metazoa; Chordata; Mammalia; Primates; Hylobatidae
Biological process (GO): microtubule-based movement
Molecular function (GO): microtubule motor activity; microtubule binding; ATP binding
Source: RefSeq, a predicted model, not a curated record